Pungitius pungitius (ninespine stickleback) is the source of this 2682-nucleotide messenger RNA. It is a transcript of the gene epx, whose product is annotated as eosinophil peroxidase. The transcript is spliced from 17 exons. Gene Ontology annotation, biological process: response to oxidative stress. The record is from RefSeq and is a predicted model, not a curated record. NCBI's taxonomy places the organism in Eukaryota, Metazoa, Chordata, Actinopteri, Perciformes, Gasterosteidae. Bases 1 to 2682 code for a protein of 893 amino acids. Gene Ontology annotation, molecular function: peroxidase activity; calcium ion binding; heme binding.
AUGGACGCAGCAUUCAUGUUGGGUGUGUUGUGGUUUCAGGUGUCUGGCUCUUUGCUUGGACUGGCUCUGGUCCUGCUCUCCUGCCCCGACGAUGCUUCUCCGAGCAGAGUCUUUGACAACACCUCUGUGUCAGGAGCUGUGUAUCCAGGAUCUGGAUUUGUAAAGGAGGCACUUCAGAGGGCGAUAGAGCUGACCGAUGCUGCCUACGCACGCACCAGUGAAAGGGUGAAGAAAUCUCUGUCUGAAGGCGCUCUGAGACCCAGUGACCUGCUGGCUCAGUUCAAGCAGACUGAAGCCAAGACCAGUGCCCAGAUCAGGGCCGCAGAACUGUUGGACAACACAGUGGAGCUGAUCAGAGAGAUGGUCUACACUCACACCAUGGUGCAGCCGGGCCAUCAGGCGCUUCUGAGUGAAAGAGACAUGGAGGAUCUGCAGCAGGCGACCGGCUGCUCCGCUGAGCUGCAGAGACCCAGCUGUGACACCGACUGUCUGUCUGAGCGCUACAGAUCCAUCACGGGAGAGUGCAACAACAGACGUAAUCCCAGGUGGGGGGCUGCAAACAUCCCAUACUCCCGCUGGCUGCCUGCAGAGUACGAGGAUUUGUGGGGGACGCCCAGAGGCUGGGACCCCGAGCGCACCUACCACAACGCCAGCCUGCCCCCGGUGCGGUUGGUGUCUCAGGAGGUGCUGUUCACUCACAACGACAACAUCUCUCUGGACUCCACUCUCUCCCACCUGCUGGUGGAGUGGGGUCAGUGGAUCGAUCACGACGUGGUGCUGACGCCUCAGAGCCCCAGCAGGUCCUCGUUCAGAACCGGAGCGGACUGCACGCACACCUGCAGCCGCGACACGCCCUGCUUCCCCAUACAGAUCCCGCUGUCAGAUCCGCGCAGUGGCUUCCAGAGUUGCAUGCCUUUCUUCCGCUCCGCUCCCAGCUGCGUUGCCGGGGUCCCGACUCAUCGCCGCCGGGAGCAGCUCAACGCCAUCACCUCCUUCGUGGAUGCCAGCAUGGUGUACGGCAGCUCCGCUAGCCUGGCCUCCACUUUGAGAAACGGCUCCUCUCCUCUGGGCUCAAUGACCCUCAACUCCCAGCACUCCGACCGGGAUCUGGCCUACAUGCCAUAUUUGCCAAGGCGACAGGCUCACUUGGACCCCUGCGGCCCCCGGAGCUCCCUCACCUCGCGGGCAUCGGAAAAAUCCAGGCAGCAGGAGAACACCACAUCCUGCUUUCAGGCUGGUGAUUCAAGAGCCAAUGAACAUCUGGGCAUGAUUGCGCUGCACACACUCUUCCUCAGGGAGCACAACCGGCUGGUCAAAGAGCUGCACCUGAUCAACCCGCGCUGGAGCCCCGAGACGCUUUAUCAGGAGGCCCGCAAGAUCAUGGGAGCCGUUCAUCAGAUCUUAACGUGGGAGCACUACCUGCCGCGGGUCCUCGGUGAGGGAGCCAUGUCUCGUCUGAUGCCUCCCUACAAGGGUCAUGAUCCCGAGGUGGAUCCCAGCAUCGCUAACGUCUUCGCGGCCGCAGCAUUUCGCUUCGCACACGUCACCGUGCAGCCGGUGGUGACCAGGCUGGGGCCAGGAUACACUACCAACUCCCAGCAUCCCCAGCUGCCUCUGCAUCAUUCACUGUUUGCCUCCUGGAGGGUCGUGCAGGAAGGUGGUAUAGACCCGGUGCUGCGCGGCCUGCUGCUGUCUCCUGCCAAGCUGCAGACUCCAGGUCAGAUGAUGGUGGAGGAGCUGACGGAGAGGCUGUUUCAGGCACAGGGAGGGAUGCCUCUGGACCUCGGGGCCCUAAAUCUCCAGAGGGGCCGGGAUCACGGCCUGCCUGGAUACGGGUCGUGGAGAAGGUCCUGCAGCCUCUCCGUUCCCAAUACCACUUCCGAACUGGCCGACAUUCUGACCAACUUCACGUUGGCCCACAAACUGCAGCUCCUAUACGGCACGCCGCACAACAUCGACGUGUGGGUCGGGGCCAUCUCGGAGCCCGCUCUCCCGGGAGGCCGAGUCGGACCCCUGCUGUCCUGCCUGCUGGCGAGACAGUUCAGAGCCCUGAGAGACGGGGACAGGUUUUGGUGGGAGAGGGAAGGAGUGUUCACCGGCCCCCAGAGGAGGCGCCUGCACGGCGUCUCGCUGUCCCGAAUCAUCUGUGACAACAGCCACAUCGCUCAUGUCCCCGCGGACCCGUUCUCGCGCACCGAGAGGCCGGAGGACAUGCUGUCCUGUUCGCACCCGCUGAUCCCGCGCCUCGACCUGAGCCCGUGGAAGGAGCCAGACGCAGAUCCGGCCUGCGGUCUGAUACCCAGGGUUCAAUCCGGCUACUCCCUGCUCUGUGACGCUGUGGUGCUCUACCAGUGUCACUCUGGCUUCGAGCUGCUGGGAUCUUCAUCAGUCAGCUGUGAUCCAAAGAGCCGGCAGUGGAGCCCCACACCCCCAACUUGUCAAGAUAUCGAUGAAUGUAAAGACCAAACUUCCGUCUGCCCACAACAUCUGGAGUGUUUCAACACACCAGGUUCCUUUAUUUGCUCAGAACCCUCCUCGCUGUCCGUCGUCUCAGUCGUCGCUGCAGUGGUCGUGGUGACCGGCGGUGUGGCGACUCUGCUGAUGAUCCUGUUCUGUUGUCGAAGAUAUUUUCCCAAGAAAGAAGAGUUGGUGAAUGCUGGAUGUUGCCAGGGGAAAAGUUAG